CAGCGACGUCAUCAGGGUAGAGAUUUGUGAGGAAUAAGCAGACAGAAGCAAAGAGCCCCGAAGGUGCAGCAGUUUGUUACCAUUUGCAUCGUACCUGCUGUCUUUUUUUCCCGGUCAGACAGAGAACAGAGUAUCUGUUCUACAUUUUAGAGACCCAAAUGCCCGGUCCCACCCAAGCCCUUUCCCCAAAUGGAGAGAAUAACAACGACAUCGUCCCGGACAACGGAACCAACAUCAUUCCUUACAGGAAAAAUACAGUGCGGGGAGAGCGCGCCUACAGUUGGGGGAUGGCGGUCAACGUAUAUUCUACCUCAAUAACCCAGGAGACUAUGAGCAGGCAUGACAUAACUGCCUGGGUUAACGAUAUUCUCUGUCUAAACUAUACAAAAGUGGAGCAGCUCUCCUCAGGAGCUGCCUACUGCCAGUUCAUGGAUCUGCUCUUUCCUGGCUGCAUCAGUCUCAAAAAGGUCAAGUUUCAAGCUAAAUUGGAGCACGAGUACAUACACAAUUUCAAAUUGUUGCAGGCAUCUUUCAAAAGGAUGAAUGUGGACAAGAUUAUUCCUGUGGAGAAACUGGUUAAAGGCAGAUUUCAGGACAAUCUUGAUUUCAUUCAGUGGUUUAAGAAAUUCUUUGAUGCCAAUUAUGAUGGUAAAGAGUAUGAUCCUGUUGAAGCCAGACAGGGUCAGGAUGCCAUUCCUCCACCUGACCCUGGUGAGCAAAUCUUCAACCUGCCAAAAAAGUCUCACCAUGCAGCCAGCUCCCCAACUGCAGGAGCAUCAAGGUCAAGCUCUGUUACUCCCAAGUCUUCAACGCCAACAGCAAGACCCUCGUCAGCCAAAAAGAUCCCCAUGUCAACUCCUGCCAAAGGAGAGAAAGAACUGGAAGCACAAGUUACAGAUCUUACUGAGCAGGUAAACACAUUAAAGUUGGCACUGGAAGGAGUGGAAAAGGAACGGGACUACUACUUCAGCAAGCUGCGAGAAGUGGAGCUGCUGUGCCAGGAACAGGGUGAAGAAAACGCCCCGUUCGUCGAUCGGCUAAUGGAGGUUCUUUAUGCCUCAGAUGAACAGGAUCGAGCUGAACUGGCGGAGGGUGACGGACAAGAAGUAGACCAGCAAGCCCAGGAGGAGGCACCAGAUGAUCAGCAGGAGGAACAGGAUGAAUACUGACUGCCAUCAUCCUUCACCGCAGUUACACCCCUCUUUUUAAUCUGUGAGAACUUUGAAAGGACUUUAUUUUUUUCCUCAUGGUAUAAUUUUUUUUCUCUCUCUAAGACUGAGCACAUGAAGCAACCUCCUGAGUAGAAGUACCGUCACAGGCUUUUAUUUUAUUUUAUUAUUAUUUUGUUUUUUUUAUCCCUCUGCUCACUGUUCGAUGUUUUUUGUGACUUUUGGUGAACUGCUGUGGCAGGUUUGUGGUGAUGACCCCCACUAGCAGAUGAGCUCAGACCAUCAUGAAGUUUCCAAGGACUGUGUAGCUGGAAAGUCAAUUCAAAUCCUACAGUAAACGUGGUGAAAUGCUGAAGUUCAGACAGGUAUCUGUUACCUCUCUGAACUAAAUGUUAAUCUUCAAGCUUUUGUCCUUUUUUUUGUAUUUUUAUUUUUCAAUUUUUGCAUAUCAAUUGUAAUCACAAGAAUGCAAUAAGCAAAAGCCCUGAAAGGGCUCAUAGUAGCUCUUAUUUAACCUCCUUCCAUAUGUUGCACUGACAUUGACUCUGUAUUGGACAAUCUGUCCACAGAUCCUUUUCAUAUUUAUUAUUAUUAAGCCUUAGGAAUAGUGCUGAAAUCUACAUGUCCUUAUAAAUUUGGACAAUACAGUCAAAUUUUGAAUGAAAUGUAGUAAAAUGGCAACUUACGAGUAGUUGACAACAGUCUUCACAAAUACAAGAUUAUAGAAAAUCAGUAUACUGAUCAGUGUGCUACUUGCACCAUACUACUUGGUUUAGUGGUAGAGGUUUACUUGCCAUAAAGCAUAGGGAAGGAAGAAUAAUUAUUGUGGAUUAGUCUAGUCUUAUGACAAGAAGCAUUUUAAUUUUUCAUCUUCUGCUGGAGCUCGUGGUCUGUUCAGUUUUGUAA
Messenger RNA from Melanotaenia boesemani (Boeseman's rainbowfish), 2075 nucleotides. It is a transcript of the gene mapre2, whose product is annotated as microtubule-associated protein, RP/EB family, member 2. Gene Ontology annotation, cellular component: cytoplasmic microtubule; spindle midzone; microtubule plus-end. Bases 159 to 1169 code for a protein of 336 amino acids. The record is from RefSeq and is a predicted model, not a curated record. Gene Ontology annotation, molecular function: microtubule plus-end binding. The transcript is spliced from 7 exons. Gene Ontology annotation, biological process: regulation of microtubule polymerization or depolymerization; spindle assembly; protein localization to microtubule plus-end. NCBI's taxonomy places the organism in Eukaryota, Metazoa, Chordata, Actinopteri, Atheriniformes, Melanotaeniidae.